This is a messenger RNA of Aspergillus pseudonomiae, 819 nucleotides long. Its product is annotated as E1-E2 ATPase-domain-containing protein. Gene Ontology annotation, biological process: calcium ion transmembrane transport; intracellular calcium ion homeostasis. Gene Ontology annotation, cellular component: plasma membrane. Lineage: Eukaryota; Fungi; Ascomycota; Eurotiomycetes; Eurotiales; Aspergillaceae. The record is from RefSeq and is a predicted model, not a curated record. Bases 1 to 819 code for a protein of 272 amino acids. The transcript has 4 exons. Gene Ontology annotation, molecular function: ATP hydrolysis activity; P-type calcium transporter activity; ATP binding.
AUGGUCGAAAAGGACCCUGGCGCUAGCCUUGGAGAAUACCCAUUGAGCCGGUCAGCCCACACUCUCCCCUAUGACGUUGUGAUUAGCGAACUAGGCACCAAAUUCGAAGAGGGCUUGAGCUCUGAGGAGGCCAAACAACGUCUUCACAAAUAUGGCCCCAACAAGUUGGAAGAAGGUGAAGGAGUCUCCGUGAUCAAAAUUCUUAUCCGCCAGGUGGCCAACGCAAUGAUGCUAGUCUUAAUACUAGCCAUGGCCGUUAGUUUCGGUAUCAAAUCGUGGAUUGAGGGCGGAUUUAUCACCGCUGUUAUCGUUUUGAAUAUUAUCGUGGGUUUCUUCCAGGAGUAUGCCGCCGAAAAAACAAUGGAAUCAUUACAUUCAUUGAGCUCGCCUACCGGUACAGUGUCUAGGGACGGCCAGACCUUCGCGGUUCCUUCAGUGGAGAUCGUUCCUGGUGAUAUGGUUGAAUUGCGAACAGGCGAUACAGUUCCAGCAGACAUCAGAUUAGUCGAAGCUGUGAACUUCGAGACAGACGAGGCCCUGCUCACGGGAGAGUCCCUUCCAGUCCAGAAGGAAUAUGAUUCUACAUUUAAGGAGGAUACUGGCCCUGGAGACCGUCUGAACAUCGCUUAUAGCUCUAGCACCGUCACUCGCGGUCGCGCGCGUGGUGUAGUUUUCAGUACCGGUUUAACUGGAAUCGCGACCGAUGGACUAAAGGCAGAGGUGCUGUGUGGCACCAAAAGGCAGAGUUUCCUUUUGAUUCUACCGUCAAAAAGAUGUCUGUCAUCUUUUCUAAGGUCACCCCGCAAGGAGAACACCUGA